AUGAUGCAUCACACAAAGCAUCAGAAUUCUGUGGUGGAAGAUCAUGGGGUUGAGAUUGUGCCGCAAUUUCUGUUGGGCUCAAUUGUGAUGGUGAAAGAUGUGAAUCAACUGACCCAACCCCAACCCCCACCGCCACCAAGACUCCACCGACAACCGGAGAGUCACCGACAACCGGAGAGUCACCCACCACCGGAGAAGUCACCGACCUCCGGAGAAGUCACCGAUCACCACCCUCUACCCGCUGGCGCUGGCUCCCCCUUAGAGCUCAGAAACGCCGGAAGACCGCCAUCCACCGCCAAGGGGCACCGCACCGCCCGUCACCAUUUUUGUAAGCUCCACCGGCUUUUUAAAAAAGAUUCGAUAAGAAUGGAAAUGGAAGAAUGUCCACUUGAAUUUGACAUAGAUGAGGCUACUGGGGAUGAGGACUGUGAGGAUUUAUCCAUGGAGGGAGAUCAUAAUUUAGAGGAGGUAGUGGAACCUAAAGUUGGGAUGUCCUUUGAUUCAGAAAAUGAAGCUCGUGAUUAUUACACUAGUUAUGGUAGAACGCAAGGUUUUGGUGUGAUUAUAAGAACAUCAAAAAAGCGUGAGGAUGGACAAAGGACCAAUGUAACUUAUGGUUGUCAUCGGAAAGGCAAGUCGAGGAUAAAUUCACUCAACCCAAUCACCGCCCGUCCAACAUCAAAAACAGGAUGUAAAGCAUCAAUGAAUAUUUCUUAUACCGCCGAUAAGAAGUGGAUGUUGAAUUCAAUUGAGCUCAAUCAUAAUCAUGAAAUAUGCCCAGACAAAGCUCGCUAUCUCAAGUUCAAUCGAAUUAUUCCACCACAUGCGAAGAGGACACUUGAAUUGAAUGGUGCUGCCGGAAUAAGAACAACCAAGACAAUUGCUUCAUGUGUUAUUGAGGCAGGUGGGCCUAAAAAUUUGACAUGGUCAGAAAAGGAUGCAAGGAAUCACCUUGAUAAAGCGAGGCGCUUAGAACUCAAGGAAGGGGAUGCUGAGGCAAUGCAUAAGUAUUUCAUUAAAAUGCAAGCUGACAAUGGGAAUUUUUUUUAUGCCAUGGAUGUUGAUCAAGAGCACCGACUAAGGAGUGUCUUUUGGGCCGAUGCGAGGAGUAGAGAGGCUUUCAAAGAAUUUGGUGAUGCGGUAACAUUUGACACUACUUACUUGGUUAACAAGCACGGCAUGCCUUUCGCUCCUUUCGUAGGUGUAAACCAUCAUGGACAGUCAAUCUUGUUUGGAUGUGGUUUGAUAUCACAGGAGGACACAGAUUCAUUUGUUUGGUUGUUCAAGGCUUGGCUUUCUUGCAUGUCCGGGUGUUCUCCUAAUGCCAUUAUCACGGACCAAUGUCGGGCUAUGCAAAAUGCGAUUAGUAUAGUUUUUCCUAAAGCGCGACAUCGUUGGUGUUUGUGGCAUAUCUUGAAAAAGAUUCCUGAAAAGAUAAAGGGCGAAGCUUAUGAUUCCAUUAAGUCUGGUCUCCUUAAUGCGGUAUAUGAUUCAUUGAAUCAAGAAGAAUUUGAAGCAAAUUGGGGCCAUGUCAUCGAUGCAUAUGAGUUAGAGGGCAAUGAGUGGUUAAAUGGCUUAUACGAGGAAAGACAUCGAUGGGUUCCGGCAUUUGUGAAAGAUACUUUUUGGGCAGGGAUGUCAACCACCCAGCGGAGCGAGAGCAUUAAUCACUUUUUUGAUGGCUAUGUUCAUUCAAAUACCACCUUGAAGCAAUUUGUGGAGCAAUAUGAGAAUGCUAUGGGUAAAAGAGUGCAACAAGAAGAGGAUGAAGAUGCCCAUUGUUUCAACGCUCAAAUUAAGACCGUGUCCCCUUAUGGGUUUGAGGACCAAUUUCAACAAGCAUGCACAAUUGCCAAAUUUAAGGAUUUCAGAGAUGAAGUAGCAGGAAAGAUUUCAUGCCAAAUAGAGCGAGUAAUGGUGGUGGAUGAUAUGGAGGAAUUUGAGAUAGAAGAAGACAUAAAAAUUGGUGAGGCUGGUUUUUUGAAAACUUGUACUUUCCAUGUUCGUUUUAAAAAGCAGUCAAAAGAUGCUAGUUGUACUUGUCGAUUGUUCGAGUUUAAGGGAAUCAUGGAGAAAAGAUGUGAGGAGGAAUCAUACAUUUGUUAA
Molecule: messenger RNA, 2106 nt
Organism: Rhododendron vialii
Lineage: Eukaryota; Viridiplantae; Streptophyta; Magnoliopsida; Ericales; Ericaceae
Product: protein FAR-RED IMPAIRED RESPONSE 1-like
Exons: 4
Coding region: 1-2106 (701 amino acids)
Biological process (GO): regulation of DNA-templated transcription
Source: RefSeq, a predicted model, not a curated record